This is a messenger RNA of Serendipita indica DSM 11827, 2508 nucleotides long. NCBI's taxonomy places the organism in Eukaryota, Fungi, Basidiomycota, Agaricomycetes, Sebacinales, Serendipitaceae. The record is from the annotation of a GenBank genome assembly.
AUGCGUCUUCUAGGGCUACUAUUAUUCUUGACCAGCCCGGCGCUGCUGGAAGCCUCGUUGAGACCUGCAAAACGCUCUUACGAUACACACAGUUACUAUGUUAUCCACCACGAUCCCUCCUUUGGCCAAUCUCCAGCCGACAGCGCCGCCGCUUUGGGUGCAGAGCUCGUUGAGCAAGUCGGAGAACUCAAGGAUCACUAUCUUGUCCGCUACGAGAAAGAUUCUCAGCCCGAGCGAACGCUCUUCAACACCGGAGACGAGCCAGUCACCCGCAGCAAGAAUGUCUUGACGCGACGACAUGACAAUCUCCCGCCAUCUAUUCGCUCUUUGACAUACCAGACCGUUAGACAGCGUGUCAAGCGUGCACCGGUCCCGUCGUUUCCAUCCGUAGACGAAGUGGUCUCGAAGCUGAACAUCCACGAUCCAAUGUUCUCCUCGCAAUGGCAUAUCGUCAACAAGGAUGAUCCUCAACACAUGGUCAACGUGACAGGCCUGUGGAAGGAGGGAAUCACUGGAAAGGGAGUGAUAUCUGCGCUGUUAGAUGAUGGACUGGAUUAUAAAAGCGAAGACCUGAAGGCAAACUUUUACGCACCAGGCUCGCACGAUUUCAACGACCACGAAGAUCUGCCUACACCGAAACUAUGGGACGACAAGCACGGUACACGAUGUGCUGGAGAAAUUGCUGCCGUCAAAAACGAUGUCUGCGGGGUCGGACUUGCGUACGAUUCAAAAGUAGCAGGAAUUCGCAUUCUAUCUGGGCCAAUAUCCGAUGCAGACGAAGCUAUCUCGCUGAAUUUUGGUUAUCAACAGAACCAGAUUUAUAGCUGUAGCUGGGGACCACCAGACUCUGGACGAGAUAUGGAAGGACCCAACCUCCUGAUCACCAAGGCGAUCCUCAAUGGCAUUAACAAGGGCCGAGGCGGCAAAGGUUCAAUCUUUGUAUUUGCCUCUGGAAACGGUGCUGCCUCGGGCGAUUCGUGUAAUUUUGAUGGGUACACCAACAGCAUCUACACGAUCACUGUCGGUGCCAUCGACAGUAAGGGUUUGCAUCCCUACUAUUCAGAGGCGUGUGCUGCAAACUUGUUUGUGACCUACAGUUCAGGUUCCGGCAAACAUAUAUACACCACAGAUGUUGGUGAAAAAGUCUGCUCUCAUAACCAUGGUGGCACGUCAGCAGCUGCCCCCCUGGCUGUUGGUGCCUUUGCCUUGGCUCUGAGCGUCCGGCCGGAUUUAACCUGGCGGGAUGCUCAGCACAUUGCGAUUCAUGCCGCUCUUCACUUCAACCCUGAAGAUCCUGACUGGGAAAUGACAGCAAGCGGUCGACCAUACUCCUACAAAUAUGGAUAUGGUAAAAUGGACGUAUAUACAUUGGUCCAUAUAGCAAAAUCAUGGCAACUUGUUAAACCACAGGUCUGGAUGUCCCUGCCAACCAUCGAGUUUGAAGAUGCCGCGAUGGAAGAUGGAGUGAUGACUGGAGGCGAACCCAUUAAGGAAGGAGGCGUUCGCAGCACAACCACUAUCACCAAAGCCAUGCUCGAGGAAAACAACUUCGAGAAACUGGAACACAUUACUGUCAAAGUGUGGAUCACACAUACCCGCCGUGGUGAUGUAGAGGUCCAAUUGAUCAGUCCUGCUGGCAUCAAAAGCGUCCUUGGCUCUCGUCGACCGGGAGACUCGGCCGAUACUGGGUAUCCCGGAUGGACAUUUAUGACCGUCAAGCAUUGGGACGAGAAUCCUAUUGGGCAGUGGACGCUGCACGUAUUUGACCAAGGCAACUCGGAAGCUGGUUCGAUUCUCGGAUGGUCUAUGACGCUUUGGGGAUCUGCAAUUGAUCCCGAGGAUACUGAAAAAUAUGAACUGCCAGACGAACCGAACGAAGGCCACAACCUACCACCGCAUCCGACAGCAACAACAUCGACAUCCAAGCAGCAUGUUAAGCCUACACAUCACCUUCCAGGAGAUCACGCUUCACAAAGUGGCGAAGCAACACGACCGGCCUUCCAUCCGACGGAUUCCAAGCCGGGAACAUCUCCGACGAACUCGCCAACGACACUUCCGGCAGAUGAGGGUGUAUUCACGCACAUGUAUGAUCUGCUGAGCAAUCAACUUUGGUUGAUUGGGGCGUUUGGUAUCGUCAUCAUCUUCGGCGUUGGUGCUGGUGUAUUCCUGUGGAGACGACGACAGCUGGCAAAACGGGCAAAGGGCGCAUAUGCACCGAUUCCUGGAGACAAUAUGCCGAUGCGCUCGAUGGAGGGUGGCACUGGUCAAGCCUCAGGAAGUGGGGAGCCGGGCAGCGGAGAACGAAGUGCAGGAGGUACGAGGGAACUGUACGAAGCCUUUGGUGUUGGCUCGGACGACGAGGAUGAAGCCGACGAACACAGUGCACUCACCGGGGGAGGUGCGAGCCGAUACGUGCAGCAGCGACAGUGUCGUACCACGACGGCUUUCUGGACGACGAAGGACUAUCGACAGCUCACACGUCCCGUACGCCGUAUAGAGACGAACUAG